Ochotona princeps (American pika) is the source of this 3700-nucleotide messenger RNA. It is a transcript of the gene ULK2, whose product is annotated as unc-51 like autophagy activating kinase 2. NCBI's taxonomy places the organism in Eukaryota, Metazoa, Chordata, Mammalia, Lagomorpha, Ochotonidae. Gene Ontology annotation, cellular component: autophagosome; cytoplasm. The coding region runs from base 284 to 3412 and encodes 1042 amino acids. The transcript has 27 exons. Gene Ontology annotation, biological process: autophagosome organization; axon extension; peptidyl-serine phosphorylation. The record is from RefSeq and is a predicted model, not a curated record. Gene Ontology annotation, molecular function: protein serine/threonine kinase activity; ATP binding.
UGCCGAGGCCGCUUCAACCAGAGACCCCCGCGGCCGGCGUCGGGCCGGGCCAGGCCAUGAGGAGGGGCCGGGCCAGGCCUCGCUGACACCAGCUCCGCGCGGCGGCCUCUCUCCUCCUGCCCCUCGUUUUCCGCUCCGGCCUCUCAGCAUGAGCGUCCUACCGGGCCCGGGGCCGCUGCAGCCCCAUUCCCAUCGCCCGCGGGCGCAUUCCAGGUCCGCGGGUCCCCGGUGCUGAUCACCACCAGUACCACCGCACCGUACCGCGCUGCUGCCAGCUCGCUGCAUGCCCCCGGGGGGCGCGGCCAUGGAGGUGGUGGGAGACUUCGAGUACAGCAAGAGGGACCUCGUGGGACACGGGGCCUUCGCCGUGGUCUUCCGGGGGCGGCAUCGCCAGAAAACAGACUGGGAGGUAGCUAUUAAAAGUAUUAAUAAAAAGAACUUGUCAAAAUCACAGAUACUGCUUGGGAAGGAAAUUAAAAUCUUAAAGGAACUUCAGCAUGAAAAUAUUGUAGCACUCUAUGAUGUUCAGGAAUUACCCAACUCUGUCUUUCUUGUGAUGGAGUAUUGCAAUGGUGGGGACCUGGCAGAUUAUUUGCAAGCUAAAGGAACUCUCAGUGAAGACACCAUCAGAGUAUUUCUUCAUCAGAUUGCAGCGGCCAUGAGGAUUCUGCAUAGCAAGGGCAUCAUCCACAGGGAUCUCAAACCACAGAACAUUUUGCUGUCUUACGCCAACCGCAGAAAAUCAAGUGUCAGUGGUAUUCGCAUCAAAAUAGCGGAUUUUGGUUUUGCUCGUUACCUGCAUAGUAAUAUGAUGGCUGCAACACUCUGUGGAUCUCCAAUGUAUAUGGCUCCUGAGGUGAUUAUGUCCCAACAUUAUGAUGCCAAGGCAGACCUGUGGAGCAUAGGAACGGUGAUAUAUCAGUGCCUGGUUGGAAAGCCACCUUUUCAGGCCAAUAGUCCUCAAGACCUAAGGAUGUUUUAUGAAAAAAACAGAAACUUAAUGCCCAGUAUUCCCAGGGAAACGUCACCUUACUUGGCUAAUCUUCUUUUGGGUUUGCUUCAGAGAAAUCAGAAAGAUAGAAUGGACUUUGAGUCGUUUUUUAGCCAUCCUUUUCUUGAGCAAGUUCCAGUAAAAAAAUCUUGCCCAGUUCCAGUGCCUGUGUAUGCUGGCUCCGUCUCUGGAAGCUCCUGUGGCAGCUCUCCGUCCUGUCGUUUUGCCUCUCCACCAUCCCUUCCAGAUAUGCAGCAUAUUCAGGAAGAAAACCUGUCUUCCCCACCAUUGGGUCCUCCCAACUAUCUACAGGUGUCCAAAGAUUCUGCCAGCACCAGUAGCAAGAACUCUUCUGGGGACACGGACGACUUUGUCUUGGUGCCACAUAACAUCUCAUCAGACCACUCAUAUGAUAUGCCAACAGGAGCUGCUGGGAGACGGGCUUCCAACGAGUUCUUGGUGUGUGCAUGGCAGUGUCAGCCUACAGUGUCACCUCAUAGCGAAACAGCACCAAUUCCAGUUCCUACUCAGAUAAGGAAUUACCAGCGCAUUGAGCAGAACCUUACAUCCACUGCCAGCUCGGGUACCAAUCCACAUGGUUCUCCAAGAUCUGCAGUGGUUCGGAGGUCUAACACCAGCCCCAUGGGCUUCCUGCGUGUGGGCUCCUGCUCCCCGGCGCCGGGAGACACAGUACAGACAGUUGGACGGAGACUCUCUACUGGGUCUUCCCGGCCUUAUUCUCCCUCCCCUUUGGUCGGGACCAUUCCUGAGCAGUUCAGUCAGUGCUGCUGUGCGCAUCCUCAGGGCCAUGAGUCCAGGAGCAGAAACUCCUCAGGCUCUCCAGUGCCACCGGCCCAGUCUCCGCAGCCUCUCUUCCUGGGUGCAAGACUGCAGAGUGCACCCACUCUCACCGACAUCUAUCAGAACAAACAGAAACUCAGAAAGCAGCACUCUGACCCGGUGUGCCCAUCCCACUCCGGGGCUGGGUACAGCUACUCACCUCAGCCCAGCCGGCCUGGCAGCCUUGGAACCUCUCCCACUAAGCACAUGGGAUCAUCCCCACGGAGUUCUGAUUGGUUCUUUAAAACGCCUUUGCCAACAAUCAUUGGCUCUCCUACUAAGACCACAGCUCCUUUCAAAAUCCCUAAAACGCAAGCGUCUUCCAACUUGUUAGCCUUGGUGACUCGUCAUGGGCCUACCGAAGGGCAGUCCAAAGAAGGGAGUGACCCACGGGAAUGCUCCCACUGCCUGUUAGUCCAAGGAAGUGAGAGGCAGCGACCUGAACAGCAGAGCAAGGCCGUGUUUGGCAGAUCUGUCAGUGCUGGGAAAUUAUCAGAUCAACAAGGAAAGACACCAUUAGGCGGAUAUCAGGGCAGCACAGACAGUUUAAAUACAGAACGACCAAUGGAUAUAGCUCCCGCAGGAGCCUGUGGUGUUGUCCUGGCACCUCCCACAGGAGUGGCAGCAAGUUCGAAGGCUGUGCUCUUCACUGUGGGGUCUCCUCCACACAGUGCCACGGCCCCUGCUUGUACCCACAUGGUCCUCCGAGCAAGAACCACUUCAGUGGGGUCCAGCAGCUCGGGAGGCUCCUUGUGCUCCGCAAGUGGCCGCGUGUGUGUGGGCUCCCCGCCUGGGCCCUUGGGCUCUUCCCCUCCGGGAGCAGAGGCAGCUCCCAGCCUGAGAUACGUGCCUUACGGUGCUUCACCCCCUAGCCUAGAGGGGCUCGUCACCUUUGAAGCCCCUGAACUGCCGGAGGAGACCCUGAUGGAGCGGGAACACACAGAUACCUUACGCCAUCUGAACAUGAUGCUGAUGUUCACUGAGUGUGUGCUGGACCUGACGGCCCUGCGAGGGGACAAUCCUGAGCUGUGCACAUCUGCCGUGUCCUUGUACCAGAUCCAGGAGAGCGUUGUCGUGGACCAAAUCAGCCAGCUGAGCAAAGACUGGGGGCGCGUGGAGCAGUUGGUGUUGUACAUGAAAGCUGCACAGCUGCUUGCGGCUUCCCUGCAUCUUGCCAAAGCCCAGAUCAAGUCCGGUAAACUGAGCCCAUCCACAGCUGUGAAACAAGUUGUCAAGAACCUGAAUGAGCGAUAUAAAUUCUGCAUCACCAUGUGUAAGAAGCUUACAGAAAAGCUGAAUCGCUUCUUCUCGGACAAGCAGAGAUUUAUUGAUGAGAUCAACAGUGUGACUGCAGAGAAGCUCAUCUAUGACUGUGCUGUGGAGAUGGUUCAGUCGGCUGCGCUGGAUGAGAUGUUUCAGCAGACUGAAGAUACUGUUUAUCGCUAUCACAAGGCAGCCCUUCUGUUGGAAGGCCUCACCAAGAUUCUCCAGGAUCCCGCAGAUAUUGAAAACGUGCAUAAAUAUAAAUCUAGUAUUGAAAGAAGAUUGUCAGCACUCUGUUAUAGUACCGCAACUGUGUGAACAGCAGCCAUUCUGAGAACCGACCGUGGGGACAUGAAACGAUCCGUUCGGAAUGCGGCGUGUGCUCUGCCACCCCAUACCCAGGAAACUGUGGUUUCUUAUCUGGUGACUACCAAAGAAUGAGCAAUGAUUUCAAAAAGGAAAAGCAAUCCAAAAACUACUUAUUUGUAGAAAACCUGCCUUAUCGGAGAAGUCACCCCUUCCCUUUUUCUUUGUAAAAGCAGAAGCAAGACUAUUCCACUUGGCUCCCAGUUUGAACUUGGUAAAUAAAUGUACCUUAGAACUAGA